This is a messenger RNA of Symbiodinium sp. CCMP2592, 1212 nucleotides long. The record is from the annotation of a GenBank genome assembly. Lineage: Eukaryota; Dinophyceae; Suessiales; Symbiodiniaceae.
AUGUGCGGAGGCAUUGGAACAGAUGGCGGUGACGAGACCGUGGUGGUUCUGUUCUACUGCUACCAAGGCCUCGGUGCAGAGGGUGCUGCACAAUUGGCUGAGGAGCAGCAGCGACUUGGAGCAGAGCUGAGACUCUCUGGCCGCGUUUUGGUGGCCUUGGAGGGCAUCAACGGCACAGUCCAGGGGGGUUCAGCUGCAGUGACGGCUUACGAGGUUGCGGUUCAACGCUUCUUCAACACCCGGAUCGACUGGAAGAGGAGUGCUGCGUCAGAGCAAAAUCUUUUCCCUGACUUCGUGGUCAAACAGGUGUCCGAACUUGUUGGCUUCGGGCUUCAAGAGGCUAAGCCCUUGGAUGUUCAUGCCGAGGGCGGGACGCACCUGUCACCGGAAGAGUUCCAUUCGCGACUCCUUCAAAAUUCGGAGGAGUUGCGGAUCAUUGAUGUGCGGAACACGUUCGAGUACGAUGUGGGCCAUUUUGACGGGGCCAUCGAUCCGGGGAUGACGCACACAGCUCAAUGGCCCCGAUACGUAAAGGACAACAUACAGGAUCUGCGGGGUCGCACUGUGAUGCUGUACUGUACAGGAGGCAUUCGGUGCGAAAAGGCAUCCGCCUACCUGCGACGCCGGCUCAACGACCUGGGCGACAGUUCCACUCCUGUGUUUCAACUCGAGGGUGGUAUCCACCGUUACCUGGAGGCGUUUCCAGAUGGUGGCCACUUUCAAGGAGCGAACUUUGUGUUCGACAAGAGAGCGCAGAUGCGCUCGGCGAGCACUUCUGUGGUUGGGCGCUGCUCAGAGUGCUCUUCUGCCUGGGAUACCCACCAUGGUGGCAGGGUUUGUGCCGUCUGCCGCGCAUUGGUCCUGGUCUGCGAUGCUUGCGAUGCGACUAGUAGUGGUGAGUACUGGUGCCCGGAGCACUCCGAGAUGAAAGGUAUCUACCACCACUUUCUGGACCGAUUCACUGCAGAAGAGCUGCAGUUGCAAGCUGGUGCACUUCAGUCUUGCCUUGCAAAAGAGGUGGGCACUCGCAAAAAGAAUCGGCGGAACACGCUCCGAAAGAAGCUGACACAGGUGGAGGCACGGCUUGCAGUCUUGACUCGUUCCGGGGCCUGUCCGGGUCCUCCUAUUCGUCGGUGCCGAGCGUGCGAAAGGCCAUACUCCGAGUGCCCUGGUUCUUGCUGGGGCUUCUGGCGGCGCACUGAACCCGAAUAG